ACACGUGGACACCAACUCUCUUGCCACCUUACAAGCUCUUUCGAAUUUCGAUUCACUACAUAAUACCUCGUUCAAAUUUUCUUAGUGCACAAGUUACUUAAAUACAUUAUAUGUUUCAUAGAGGAUUGUUCUCCUCAAGAGUCUUGACAAUCAGAGCUUUUUCUUGGUCCUCUUCUUCUACCAUUACCCACCUGAAUUCUCUCUUUCCAAAAUAUUUCCCCGUUCCCCAGAAGUGUCCCACUAGAGUUUUUGACAGAAUGGCUUCACAAGGCCAGCAAUUCCCUCCCCAGAAGCAAGAAACUCAGCCAGGAAAAGAGCAUGCUAUGGACCCCAACCCUCAGUUCACAAUCCCAGAAUACAAACCUUCUAAUAAGCUCCAAGGGAAGAUAGCGCUGGUGAGCGGCGGCGAUUCCGGGAUCGGCCGAGCCGUGUGCCACUGCUUUGCUUUAGAGGGAGCAACCGUUGCCUUCACAUACGUGAAGGGUCAAGAGGAGAAAGACGCUCAGGACACUCUCCGAGAGAUUAAGAAAGUGAAGACCUCGGACGCCAAGGAUCCUAUGGCUAUCCCAGUUGAUUUGGGUUAUGAUGAGAAUUGCAAGAAGGUUGUGGACGAGGUGGUGAAUGCAUACGGACGGAUCGACAUACUGAUCAACAAUGCUGCCGAGCAGUACAUAACCAGCUCUAUUGAAGAGAUUGAUGAGGCAAGGCUUGAGAGAGUUUUCAGGACUAAUAUCUACUCCUACUUUUUCCUAACCAGGCAUGCUUUGAAGCACAUGAAGGAAGGAAGCUGUAUAAUCAACACAACAUCGGUUAAUGCAUACAAGGGUAAUGCCAAGUUGCUGGACUACACGGCAACUAAGGGAGCCAUAGUUGCCUUCACCAGAGGGCUUGCACUCCAGCUUGUGGAGAGAGGAAUACGUGUCAAUGGUGUCGCUCCUGGACCAAUAUGGACUCCAUUGAUUCCUUCCUCUUUCAGUGAAGACCACACGGCUAAGUUUGGCUCCGAAGUGCCUAUGAAGCGAGCUGGCCAACCUGUUGAGGUUGCACCCUCGUAUGUCUUCCUUGCCUGCAACCACUGCUCCUCUUACAUAACUGGCCAAGUCCUCCACCCUAAUGGUGGGACUGUGGUGAAUGCUUGAAGUGGACCGCUGAAAAGAGUUUUGUGAACUUUGUCAAUGGCUUUUUGCCUGUUUUUGUCCCUUGUGGAAUCGUAUAUGUAAUUAUUCAAGUAUUUUGGUUUAGAUUACCACAAAUAAUCAAAGUUCUAAGCUUUUAAAUAUGUAAUGUAUAGUGCUUCACCAUCUAUGAUGACUUGUACAAGUACCUAUGGUUGAGCUGAUGAUAAUGUAAAAAAAUAAACGUAGCAGCUUCUGAGUAUGGUUUGCUAUUCUUUUA
This is a messenger RNA of Humulus lupulus (European hop), 1395 nucleotides long. RefSeq names its product NADPH-dependent aldehyde reductase 1, chloroplastic-like. The transcript has 4 exons. NCBI's taxonomy places the organism in Eukaryota, Viridiplantae, Streptophyta, Magnoliopsida, Rosales, Cannabaceae. Gene Ontology annotation, molecular function: oxidoreductase activity. The record is from RefSeq and is a predicted model, not a curated record. Bases 111 to 1139 code for a protein of 342 amino acids.